Molecule: messenger RNA, 3753 nt
Organism: Pygocentrus nattereri (red-bellied piranha)
Lineage: Eukaryota; Metazoa; Chordata; Actinopteri; Characiformes; Serrasalmidae
Gene: tm7sf2
Product: transmembrane 7 superfamily member 2
Exons: 11
Coding region: 831-2096 (421 amino acids)
Biological process (GO): sterol biosynthetic process
Cellular component (GO): nuclear inner membrane; endoplasmic reticulum membrane
Molecular function (GO): oxidoreductase activity, acting on the CH-CH group of donors, NAD or NADP as acceptor
Source: RefSeq, a predicted model, not a curated record
CUUACAUGUGAGAAGGAAGCAGCUGGUUCUCUGGAUUAAGAGAACCUGUAAACGUGAAGAGCUGAGUGUCUGUUACUCUGCAGUACACAAGCCGAGUCAGUGAGUCAGAGUGAUUAUUUGAAAUCUGUCCUGUAAUUAUUGAUCACAUCACUGAUUGGUUUUAAUGAGUGUGAGGUAGCGCGGCUGUGUGAAGUGAUCAGAGGAGCGGUGUAAUUGUAAUUAGUCUAAUCAGAGCGGAAUAAUCGGAAUAAAUCAGAUUGAAGCUCCGAGUCUGUUUGUUUCACUGAAUAAAAUUAAUCUGAAUCGAAUCCGCUGUUUGUGAAUCGGGUGAAACGGUCAGAAGUGAAUCAUUUGUGAUUCAGAUGUGACGCAGGUGUUCGCGCGUGUGCCGGUGAGUUGGGGGCGGGGCCUCGGAGCUGCAGUACCCAAUAGGAGCGUGGUAAACAGACCUCCAGCCCAUCGCGUGCCUCAGGGCGCUCCCCUAUUGGCUAGGGGCGGGACCUCCUGCCUACUCUGCGCUCUGAUUGGUUGUCCGGCUGCCUUUCCACGCUCUUCUGAUGACGGUGCUGAGCGCUGAUUGGUCAGACACGAGGCAGUGUGCGGCGCGAAGGGCUGCGCAUGCGCGUCACCCUGCAUCACUGAAAGCAGCGAAUCCGCACAGAGAGUUUAAUUCUGAGACUAACAGUGAGUGACAGCGGAGACUGAGACUGAUACCGGAUCAAUACUGAGACUGAUUCCGGGCUUCAGGCAGAAGGUGGAUUGAGCUGCAGGUGUGGGCACUGAAGGACAGGAGUGACCGUUAGAUCAGAUUCCGAUCUCUGAGCUGCAGAAUGAAACUCAACAAACACAAACCAGCCCAACACACAGAGAUGGAGUUCGGAGGAGCUCUGGGUGCGGCGUGUAUACCUGUGUUCCUCCCUCUGACGGUUCUGUACCUGCUGAGCGUGUGUCGGACUCCAGGUGGCGCUCUGUUGCAGUGGCCCCCUCCUCUCCCCCACUCCACUUUUCUGUGGGACCCGGUCGCUGCUGCCAUUAUGGUCGGCUGGAUCAGCCUGCAGAGUGCCCUCUACCUGCUGCCCAUGGGAAAGGUGUCCGAGGGGCUGGUUCUGAGAGACGGAUCCAAACUGAAAUAUCCGAUCAACGGGUUCCACGCGCUGUGCAUGACAGCGGUUCUGCUGGCUGUGUGUGUGUGUUUGGGGAUGCCGCUCGGUUACCUGUUUGAUCUGGUGCUGCCGUUAGCGGUGUGCGCGAUCGGCGUGUCGUACCUGCUGGCGCUGUACCUGUAUAUCCGUUCUUUCUGGGCUCCUGCACACCAGCUUGCACUCGGAGGGAACACAGGAAAUCCUCUGUAUGAUUUCUUUAUUGGUCGGGAGUUGAACCCUCGAAUCGGCUCGUUUGAUCUGAAGUUCUUCUGUGAGCUGAGACCGGGCUUAAUCGGCUGGGUGGUGCUAAACGCAGCGAUGCUGAUGAAGGAGGUGGAACUCAGAGGGUCUUCAUCUCUGGCCAUGCUGCUGGUUAACGGCUUCCAGCUGUUGUAUGUGACGGACGCUCUUUGGAACGAGGAGGCCGUGUUGACCACCAUGGACAUCGUGCACGAUGGGUUCGGGUUCAUGUUGGCGUUUGGAGAUUUGGCGUGGGUGCCCUUCACGUACGGACUGCAGGCCAUGUUCCUGGUCAUCCAUCCGCAGACUCUCAGUCCACUCAGCGCGCUCGGAAUCAUACUUCUGAACGGAGUCGGAUAUUCUAUCUUCCGUAAGUCUAAUUCUCAGAAGAACCAGUUCAGGAGAGACCCGGCACACAAAAGCAUCGCACAUUUGGAGACUAUCGCCACGGCAACAGGAAAGCGUCUGUUAGUGUCCGGCUGGUGGGGCUUCGUCAGACACCCGAAUUACCUGGGGGACAUCCUGAUGGCGCUGGCCUGGUCGCUGCCCUGCGGUGUUUCUCACCUUCUGCCAUAUUUCUAUGUCGUUUAUUUUUCCAUCCUGCUGGUCCAUCGGGAGGCGCGAGACGAGCGGCAAUGCAGAGCCAAAUACGGCCUGGCCUGGGACACCUACUGCAGACGGGUUCCCUACAGGAUCAUCCCCUACAUCUACUGACCACACCUGGACCAUCAUCUACAGCUACUGACCACACCUGGACCAUCCCCUACAUCUACUGACCACACCUGGACCAUCAUCUACAGCUAUUGACCACACCUGGACCAUUCCCUACAUCUACUGACCAUACCUGGACCAUCCCCUACAUCUACUGACCAUACCUGGACCAUCAUCUACAUCUACUGACCACACCUGGACCAUCCCCUACAUCUACUGACCACACCUGGACCAUCAUCUACAUCUACUGACCACACCUGGACCAUCUCCUACAUCUACUGACCACACCUGGACCAUCAUCUACAGCUACUGACCACACCUGGACCAUCCCCUACAUCUACUGACCAUACCUGGACCAUCAUCUACAGCUACUUACCACACCUGGACCAUCCCCUAUAUCUACUGACCACAACUGGACCAUCAUCUACAGUUACUUACCACACCUGGACCAUCAUCUACAGCUACUGACCACAUCUGGACCAACAUCUACAGCUACUGACCACACCUGGACCAUCAUCUAAAUCUACUGACCACACCUGGACCAUCACCUACAUCUACUGACCACACACUGGACAGUCCAGUCCACAUUACUGAUGUGAAUGUAGACUAAGCCCAGGUCUAAACGUGGCUGGUUUAGGUGUCUGUUUUUAAGGGUUCCUCACUCUGGACACCAAACCAGCUUUAAAGAACAGUGAAAGAACUUAAAUGUUGCCGUUUUAUAUGUAAAUCAGGUCAGAUAUGAUUGACUGUGCUGUGUAGUUUAUACUGUAACACUGUCGACUUCUGUAACCUCAUCUUCUCUCACCUGUGCUUUUAACUGUCGCCUCCUGCAGCUCCUGCAGCUCAGAGUUCUCCUGCUCAGGAGUUCCUUACUGACCCGCUCAGUGUGAUCAGCUGUGAACACUUAAUCAGCGGUCACCUACAUCUACUGCCCACCACAGUCCAUCACAUCUGCUGGAUCAGGUUCUCCUUAAGGAGGAGCAGCACGUUAGACGCAGUCCGUGAAUGAUGGGAGGCGUAUUUUAAAUGUGCAUGAACUGCUCUUCCUGUUAUUGAGUUCAUUCACUCAGAGAUAUUAAUAAUCAGAAAUAUUAAUAAUAUAUUUUAAUAAUAUCAAAAUAUUACCAGACAAGAUCCAGAACUGACGGAGGAAGAAACAGGAAAAAGUCCUCCUUAGAAAAUUCGAUAACUGAGGGGUGACGGACGAGGAUGAGGAGCAGCGGCAGCGCUGAGAGAAGUUUAGACCAUCGGUUUUCAGGAAAAACACACGUUCUUUGAAUUAUUCUUAAGAAACCCUUGUGAAGUGACCCUGUGAAGUCCCACAACGGGGAAAUUUGAGGCCCCAGUGAGGAAAGAAAAUCAGAGAAUUCUUACGAUGUUUUUUUGAAGAACAAAUUCUCGUAACUUUUUUCUCAAGAAUGAAAUUAAAAGCACAUUUACGAAGAUUCCCCUUCUUAAGACACUGUCGUGGAUCCGGACGCUGGUUCUUUUUCUAACAUUCCGCUCUGCAGCUUUUCUGACUCUCCUGUUCUCUUAAUGAGAACCUGCUCUGCCAUAAAUUCACUGUAUGGUGGUGAUUACAGUCUCAGCUGGUCCUGAAAACAAACGGUACCUCAGAUUUUAGGAGAACUUGCUCAGUAAAUUACGCAAAUCAUACAAA